CUCCGGUGAGUCGUUGCAAAGGGUUCCCCACACUAGAGAUCCUCUCCGUCCUGCACCACAAGAGCUACUUACCAGACACCCAAAACCAAGACUCCACAGAGACUGGUGUCCAGUUCUCGAGCAAACUCUUCGGGCCCACCGAAAUGGCACCGCUUAUCACCACAAAAGUUACCCUCCACAGGGGAAAGGUUCCACUUUUCGGUCCCUUUUACAAAAUUUUAGGGGCGGUAGGAGAGAGAUAGGUCCCUUCAACUCCUCGCACCAAACCCCGAUACGAGACCGGUCUUGUCUAUUUCUCACCAUCCCUUCUCUCCUCUCCACCAAACCUCACGCCCUCCCAGCGAAUAUAGAACAAAGGGAGAAGCAGAGGAGUGGAUAGGAGGUUGGGAGAGUCUUCCAUGAUGGAGUCGUUGAAUUCCCCGAGCGUCGAGAUCGUCGGGAUCACCGUCGCCGUUGUAGCCAUCGCUGCCGGCGCGGCCUACCUCUACCUCACCAAGAAACCCAAGGGUUGCCUGGACCCUGAAAACUUCAAGGAUUUCAGACUCGCGGAGAAAAAGCAGCUGUGUCAUAACGUGGCCAAGUUUCGAUUCGCUCUUCCUACACCUACUUCUGUGCUGGGUCUUCCUAUUGGACAGCAUAUCAGUUGCAGGGGAAAGGACAGUCUUGGUGAAGAAGUUAUUAAACCAUAUACACCAACUACUCUGGACUCUGAUCUUGGGUGCUUUGAACUUGUUAUAAAGAUGUAUCCUCAAGGAAGAAUGUCUCAUCAUUUCCGUGAAAUGCGAGUUGGAGAAUAUUUAUCUGUGAAGGGACCUAAGGGUCGUUUCAAAUACCGACCUGGGCAAGUCAGAGCAUUUGGAAUGAUAGCUGGAGGAUCUGGUAUAACUCCAAUGUUUCAGGUUACAAGAGCAAUACUGGAAAACCCAAAGGACGAAACAAAGGUUUAUCUUAUCUAUGCCAAUGUCACGUAUGAAGAUAUUCUGCUUAAGGAAGAACUUGACGGCCUUGCCAGCAACUACCCAACUCGCUUCAAAGUCUACUAUGUGUUAAAUCAGCCCCCCGAUCAAUGGAAUGGUGGUGUUGGUUUUGUUUCAAAGGAAAUGAUUCAAGCACAUUGUCCUGCACCAGCACCUGACAUCCAGGUUUUGAGAUGUGGCCCACCUCCCAUGAACAAGGCUAUGGCUGCACACCUGGAUGAUUUGGGAUACACAAAGGAGAUGCAGUUCCAAUUCUAAGCCUUUUUAGUUUGUUGAUUCUUGGCUCCGACCUCCUCAAGUAUUGAAGGGGACCGUAAUAAUUGUUUAACCUCAUCAUGAUAUUCUGUUUUUAUAGAAAUGCUUAUCUACAUUUUUGGUGCUUCAAUAUUCAUUAAAGAAACACAAACAUCAUUUGAACCACUAGUAAUUUUCUAAGCCUAUUGAAUUUUUGUUACCAUCCAAA
Elaeis guineensis (African oil palm) is the source of this 1440-nucleotide messenger RNA. RefSeq names its product NADH--cytochrome b5 reductase 1. NCBI's taxonomy places the organism in Eukaryota, Viridiplantae, Streptophyta, Magnoliopsida, Arecales, Arecaceae. Gene Ontology annotation, molecular function: cytochrome-b5 reductase activity, acting on NAD(P)H. The record is from RefSeq and is a predicted model, not a curated record. Gene Ontology annotation, biological process: electron transport chain.